GGGCAGGUCGAUGCGCAAGUGUUUUCUGCACGCUCUAAGUAAGCAGGCGGCUGUGUGAGAGCGUGUGUGUCGAUUGUUUUUCGACAAUUGCAACCGCACUCGCACACAAUUUGUAUGUUCUUUUAUACGGGCCCGACGGACUGGACUACAUUUUUUUAUACUCAUUUAUAUAUAAUUAUUAAACUGUGGUGAUUUGUGUUAAUGUUUUUUUUUAUUAAAUUAUUUUUGUUUGUAAAUAGUGAUGACUUGAAUGAAAAUUUUCAAUUUGGUGAUGUGAUUUUCCACAAAUUUUGUCUAUUUUAGAAAAACAAAAUCAUCUGAAAAGAAUGCCGUAGCAACAAUAAGAAAUAAAAACAAUAUCUAAAUUAAAAACAAAAGUGCCGAAAACCCCUCAAAUGCCAUUAACAAUCAGAUAACAUUUAAUAAUAAUUCGCACAGCACCUUGUGCCGUUUAUCGCAGAAAGUUUGGCGACGGUCUAAUCAUUGGCGUGGUAAUAGCCCCUUCGCUCUGCCCAAUGGGGGGUUUCACCUCCCCAGAGCAGCAGUACGCGCUGCGAUGGAACGACUUCCAUUCCUCCAUGUUGACACAUUUUCGACAUUUACGGGACGAAGAAGAUUUCGUCGACGUGACUUUAGCGUGCGACGGUUGUUCGUUUACCGCCCACAAGGUGGUGUUAUCGGCAUGCAGUCCUUAUUUCAAGAGGUUACUCAAAGCUAAUCCCUGUCAGCAUCCGAUCAUUAUAUUGAAGGACGUACAGGAAAAGGAUAUGGAAAGUUUAUUAAGGUUUAUGUACAACGGUGAGGUGAAUAUAGGUCAAGAAAGGUUAUCAGAUUUUAUAAAGACUGCGCAGAUGUUACAAAUUAGAGGAUUGGCCGACGUAGCAGCGGGAAAUGCAGGACAAAGACUGACAAACGCAUCUGAUGAAAAAAUUUCACCGACGUCUUCUUCGUUACCCUGGCAAUCGGAAAGACCCGAGCCUCGAAACGAAGACGACAUCUCUUCGCCUCCAAUAAAGAGGGCGCGCAGUUCGGAUCGUAUGGGUACUUUCACUCCCGAUAGAGGGCGAAGUCCCGCGAGGGGAAUCACCGGUAACGGUGGACCCGAAGCGGGACAGGAAACACUAUUAGGACAAGCGCUAGAAGGAACCGGUACGACGUUAAUUAAAGAGAAAGGUCAUUCGGAAUCGUCGAUACAAGCCCAAUCGACGGGCGAAGACAGCAAUAGUAGCGAUACAGCCAUCAGCGAUCACGGCGACGAUCCCAUCACCCCAAAGACUGAACCUUCCGAUUAUCCCAUGUUAGACGAUCAUCACCCAUUUAAUACCAAUGGUGGUAUUAUGGACCCUUCGAGAGGACCGGGUGGUUUCCAUAACGCCCUUUUAGGCCUACAAGGACUAGGAGGACUUAUGCCAGGACCUUCAGGGAUGCACAAUAGUCAGGAUAAUUUUGUUUCAAGACGUUCUAUGGAUAUGUUGAGGGUACGGGCGACGGAUCCGCGUCCGUGUCCGAAAUGUGGUAAAAUUUACCGUUCGGCGCACACUCUACGUACGCAUCUCGAAGACAAACACACGAUAUGCCCUGGUUACAGAUGCGUUUUAUGUGGUACAGUCGCUAAAUCACGUAAUUCGCUACAUUCGCACAUGUCGCGGCAACAUCGUGGCAUCAGUACGAAAGAUCUUCCCGUCCUUCCCAUGCCUUCGCCAUUCGAUCCCGAAUUAGCCAGCAGAUUAUUGGCAAAAGCCGGCGUGAAAAUAAGCGCCGCGGAACUACGCGCUCGAGCGUCCCCAACAGGCCCUCGUCGCUCUGACGUGAAGUUAGACGCGAAAAGCGCUUAUUCGGGGGCAGCUUCGGAAGCGGGCAGUUCGAUAUGCGGUGACAACGAUCCCGAAGACUUGACAAUAUCGAAUCAAAGAUACAGCAGCUUAGAUUUCGGGCUUUCCCCGCCCGGACACCAACAAAACCACUUCAAAAUGAACAGAUCGGGGCAAGCGGUCGCGGCCAAAAGCUUAGAUUCGCUUCAGAAUCUAUCGAAGGAGCCUUACCCGGCUCCGUUAGCUCCCCCCGUAUCGGGAGCGAACACUACGGGGUCCGCAAUCCUGGACACGUACCUCCAGCUGAUGAUGUCGACGGAGCAGGCGGCUGCCGCUAUGCAAGCGGCGAAUAUCGCGCAGCUCAACGCCAUGGGCCUCGAUAAAACAUCACAGCAACAGUUUUUGGAGAAGAUGCAGCAGAUGCAGAGUGCCAGCGAGAUGAUGAUGAAGCGGAACGACGAAAUACGACGGGAAAGCGAAGGGGUUAACCACGACAGGAAUAACCAGGAGAAACUCCAAGACGACGCCGAUACCUCUGGCGGCGAAGAAGACGAUUACAGCGAGGAGGAAUUAGAAAGGGGAAGCGUCAAAGCUGGCGGGGAGUAGAGGAAAAAUCGUCGGUUCUCAGUUAUUCCAUCCAACUACCUCAUUUUGAAGCGUUUCGGAAUUAUGGUAUCGAAAGGGAUGAAAGAAACAUCCCUUGGCUAUAUCGACAUACCUUUUUUUUGUAAGAAACAAAAAUCCAUCCGUCUACCUCAAACAUAGUUAUAUGAGUGCAAGAUAAUAAGGGUUAUAAAAGUGUAUACGGUAGAAUUUCUAGAACUUUGUUGUUGAAAAUACGUUUAUCUAUGGUAAAAAAUCGUUCAUACCCUGUAUUAUAUCGAAAUUUAUUCAAUUGAAUUAAAAAUUUAUCGUUUUUACUCCUUUUCUAAUAGAAUUUUUGUCAAAAAUCGUUACAUUUUUAUUGAUACGCUCGGUAUAUACAGUUUGGUUUGGUUUAUUGACAAAAAUUUUUAACGUACGUUCGAAAAAAGUCUUAGUCUCUCAUGAUUCUGAUUAUGAAUUUAUCCUAUCGCCAUUUGGGAAAAAUACAAAUAAAAUUCUGAUAGUACCAUUUUUUUCGAUCUACCUCGUAUAAUCUUCAACUCACAUGAUCGAUCGAUCGAUAGUUGAUAUGAAAAUCGAUUUUUUUUUUUCAAAAAUCAAUUCUACUAAUUAUUUUAUUUCAGAAAACGUAGUUACGUGUCUUAUUAUUGAAUUCGAUUAGUUUUCGUUCAACCUCGUAUAUUAUCCAAUAUGAGUUUUUGUUCACUUCAGUUUUAGUCGUAGUAAAAACUAUUUUUCACCUCUUCAUCAUCGAUUUUUCUCAAUAGAAUCGAUUUAAUCGAUAUAAAUCAAUCCUAUUGACCGCGCCACUUGGCAAAAAUACCAAAUUAAUUAUUAAAAUACUGAUAGUAUCAUUUUUUCGAUAAACCUCGUAUAUAAUUCACUUCACUUGAUCUAUAGUUGACAUGAGAGUCGAUUUUAUUUUUCAAAAAUUAAUUGUACUGAUUAUUUUAUUUCAAAAAACGAAGUUACGUGUGUUAUUUUCGAACUCAAAUAGUUUUCGCUUAACCUUGUAUAAUAUCCAAUAUAACUUUUUGUUUACUUGAGUUUUAGACGUACUAAAAACUAGUUUUUUCUCGAUUUAAAUCAAUCCUAUUGACUGCGCCAAUUUAAAAAUUAUUUCAAUUAAUCAAGUUCCAGUAAAUAAAUUUCUCAAUUACACUCGUAUAUAUUUUUAAAGUAAAAUAAUUAUAUAAUGAAUAAAAAUCAUUUUUUCUCCAUUAUUGACAAAAAAAUCGAUUUCUUUUUACAUAUAAAUUCUAGUGAUUCAAAAGUCCAUCUUUCUUUCUCCACCUCGUAUCUUUUAACAGUGUGAAAAUUAUCCAACAAAUCCGUUUUCUGUUUUCAAUUCAGCAAUAUUACAGUUUAUUUAUAGCCCAAACUAUGGAUUAUUUAAAAAAAAACGAGUUAAUCGAUAAUUAAUCCUACUGACUGCACCACAUUUAUAUACCAUUUGAAUUAAUCAAAUUUCAAUAGUGCAAUUUCGUAAAUCACCCUCGUAUCUAUUAAAAUUAUAAGAAUUAUAUAACUAAUUGUUUUUUCUUCCAAGAUCAGCUAUAUUAUAGCCGAUUUAUAGCUUUAACUAUCGAUUAUUUUCAAUAAGUUAAUGGAUACAAAUUGAUCCUACUCACUGCGCCAAUUGAAUCAAACAAUCCAAUUUUUUCGCUUACCCUCGUAUUUUCUACAAUUAUACAACGAAUUGAUUAUCCCAAUACAAAUAAACGUUCCACACUGUAUGUUUUUUUCGGCAAUAAAUUUCGAAAUUAUCGGAAACUAUGGACGGCUUUUUAUGUUUUUUUCUUAAAUUCUCAUUAUAAACAUAUUUAAUAAAUAAAUAAUAAUAUCCGAUUAUAACAAUUACAAGGUGAUACGUAUACAAAUAUAUUAAAUAUGUUUUAAAAAAAAUAAUGUUUAUACAAAAAACAAUUAUUCUAUCCAGGUAAAAAUUGUACAAAAAACGUUUUUGCCUUCAAAACAAUAUUUUUGUAAGUGUAUCUUCGAAAAUAAAAAAUUUCGAUACAA
Diorhabda sublineata is the source of this 4439-nucleotide messenger RNA. It is a transcript of the gene ab, whose product is annotated as protein abrupt. Gene Ontology annotation, molecular function: protein binding. Lineage: Eukaryota; Metazoa; Arthropoda; Insecta; Coleoptera; Chrysomelidae. The record is from RefSeq and is a predicted model, not a curated record. The coding region runs from base 516 to 2417 and encodes 633 amino acids. Gene Ontology annotation, cellular component: nucleus. The transcript has 8 exons. Gene Ontology annotation, biological process: regulation of transcription by RNA polymerase II.